This is a messenger RNA of Fusarium coffeatum, 255 nucleotides long. RefSeq lists its product as uncharacterized. Lineage: Eukaryota; Fungi; Ascomycota; Sordariomycetes; Hypocreales; Nectriaceae. The record is from RefSeq and is a predicted model, not a curated record. The transcript is spliced from 3 exons. The coding region runs from base 1 to 255 and encodes 84 amino acids.
AUGUCUGCUCCUUACGACCCCAACCAAGGCUACGGAGGUUACCCUCCCCCUCAGGGAUACGCUCCUCAGGGCUACGGUCCUCCUCAGGGCCAAUAUCCUCCCCCACAGCAACCCAUGCAAUACCAGCAAGCUCCUCCUCCACAAGAAGAGAAGAGCCACGGCUGCUUUUACACAUGUAUCGCCACCCUCUGUUGUUGUUGGGUCUGCGGUGAGACAUGCGAAUGCUGUCUUGAGUGCCUCGACUGCUGCUGUUAA